Peniophora sp. CBMAI 1063 is the source of this 822-nucleotide messenger RNA. NCBI's taxonomy places the organism in Eukaryota, Fungi, Basidiomycota, Agaricomycetes, Russulales, Peniophoraceae. The record is from the annotation of a GenBank genome assembly.
AUGCCGGUCUCCAAGCGUCGCACGACGACGGGGCACACUGGCCUUGACAAUGACAUGGCCAUUCAGAUCACGAGCAUGUCCGCGACUCUCUCACAAUUAAUCCCAAUACCUGCACUCAGCAUCGCUACAUCUACGGUCCUCGCUAUCAUCGACGUCGUUGCGGAAGUUAAGACGAACAAAACUGAAUGUGCAAGACUAGCGUGGAGAGCAUCACGAAUGUUGCGUCAGCUCGCGCGACAGUUGGGGGGAAAGUGGGAUACCGCCCCAUCUGCGCUCGUGAGCAAUAUACAUGACUUUGAGCAAACAUUGGCCGUCUUCCGCGAGUUCAUGGCCACUGCGAGCGAUGCGUCGUGGCUCAAACGCCUAGUCGGCAAGUCAACGAUCGAAGAUAACAUGCGCGACAUGAACAUUAGGCUCGAUGCAGCCGCCCAAUCUUUCCAGGUAUCAUCAUCUCAGCGCUGCCAAAUGAAGCAACUGCUUAUAUACCUUCUGGAUUGCCUCUCUCAUUCAUCACGCACUCGGCGGUGGAGCGGUUACAGCGCGUCAAUCUAUGCCUUGCCUGAACCGGUUCUCUCAACGUCGCUGGCCGUCGUGGAGAAAGGUGGACACACGUCGGCAUCGCCAGAAGAAUCUGUGAGCGUGGAUGUUCGUUCUCGAGCGGAUGUGGAGGUGAAUGAGUUCUUGGAUGGCAUCAAAGGCUCUAAAGACAAGCACGGCUUCAACAUUUACCAUCAGCAAGAUGUCCGUAUAGAACGUACUCAUCGACGCGGAGCCGGCUGGUUCUCCGAAACGGCCGAUGCUCAGGUCAAAAGAUCGUUGUGA